Molecule: messenger RNA, 3233 nt
Organism: Spodoptera frugiperda (fall armyworm)
Lineage: Eukaryota; Metazoa; Arthropoda; Insecta; Lepidoptera; Noctuidae
Gene: Mpc1
Product: mitochondrial pyruvate carrier 1
Exons: 4
Coding region: 155-499 (114 amino acids)
Biological process (GO): pyruvate import into mitochondria
Cellular component (GO): mitochondrial inner membrane
Source: RefSeq, a predicted model, not a curated record
CAGAAACGUCCGCAUAAUUAUAUGACACUGACAAUACAUAGAUAUACUUAGAUGACAAUACUGACAUUGACAUUGGCAAGAAUUUAGAAGGACAGGACGUUUUAGAGAACAGAAAUUAUAAUUAAAUUAAAAGGACUCUUAAAAAUAAUUCAAAAUGAGCAUGAUUGGGAAGCUUGUACAACAGCUAAAGAGCAGAGAGUUUAGACAAUAUUUAAUGAGCACCCAUUUUUGGGGGCCAGUAGCCAAUUGGGGAAUACCUUUAGCUGCGAUAGCGGACACACAGAAAGACCCUUCUAUUAUCAGUGGGAAAAUGACAGUAGCCUUAUCCAUAUACUCGUUGAUGUUCAUGAGGUUCGCGUGGCGUGUGCAGCCGCGUAACUUGUUGCUGUUUGCCUGCCACAUCACGAACGAAGCCGCACAGCUGACGCAGCUCGCGCGAUUCAUCAACUACCACUAUAUAUCGAAAGAAUCUGAGCAGAAGAACAAGCCUGGCAAAUAGAUUCUGCAAUCAUACAGAUUGGAACACCGCUGACAGUAAGUGCCUUAAAUAUUGUAGGCAAAUUACCUAUUCAAGAUUUUUUUCUAAUGAGGGUUUUCUGAUUAUCUUAUUGAUAAAAUGAUCAUACUAGCGCCUUUAGCGACACGAACCCUCAUUAUAUUGGCUAAGUGACUUGAUUACCGUUGGUAAAAUUAUGCCAAAUUCGUCUCCAAUGUUUAAGGUAUUUACACAAUAGAUGGCGUUGUUUUAUAUUCUGCUAGUUGAAGUUAAAUAUCUUUACCGCUCUUUUUGUUUGAGGUUAUAAAUGAUCAAUUUUGGGUUUGGGGAUCAUUUUAACUUAAACAAUAUAGUAGUACAGAUAUUUGACAUAGUGAAAUUUUAUUUAGUUCUGGGUCUUGACGAACUGUUCAAGAAGGUACUUUAUUCCUUGCGUGCAUCGAAUAGAAUUGAAAGGUACUAAAGUAUAAAGGCACGUAUGUAUUUUAUUGUUGGAACGAAACUGCCCUUGUUACACAUCUGUUUUAAUGUAAUACGAUGUUAGUAUACUAGCAUAACUAUAUCCAUAGUGUAAUUAUUCAAAUAUCUAGUUGUUAUAUAAAUUUUAAGUAGACAUUGAGGUACUGGUUAAAUGUAACGCUUUUGAAGCAUUGUUAUCUAUGUACAAAGUAGAAAUCAUAUUUUACAGUUGCAGUCGACUCUCGUUAAGUCAAAAUACGAUAAUUGGAACCACUAGGUCCCUUGAAAAUCUCUUUAUAUACUUAUAGACAUAUGUAUAAUUCGAAGUUGCAGAGAGAAAACGGCAGAAAGAUAUCAGAAUUUGCAGAGACUUGUAACUUUACCUACUUUUUGAGCCAAUUUCAAUUUCGGAUCAUUCGAUAUUUUGAUCAUUCGGAAUAUUUUAAGAGUCCCUCAAGUAUCGAAUUAACGAGAGUGUACUGUAAUGUAGUUUUUGCCUUAUGUAGGAAUUUUACGAGCCUUUUUCUUGGGUUUUAUGCAAGAUCAUAUAGAUAGUUACCUACGUGAACAUUUAAUGUUUUUUUGAGAAUUGUAUCAAAACUACAUCGGUAUGGGCUUAAGAUCCAUAAAAAAUUAUAAAACUUUUCAAGAAAAAGGUUCCAAUUAGGUACAAUUUGUGAUAUUCAGCGCACAUUUCAUAUUUACGGGUUGCAAAAAGUAAAGUUUAAGAAAUGUUUAUCCUAAAGUAGACGAUUAUAUUCUGAAUUUUAAAUAUAACAAAGAUUAUAUUUAACUUUGUAAAUAUAUAAAUACUUAUAAUAUUGUAAUCAAGUUUGAAAAAAUUUUUAGAAUACAAUUUUUUUUCUAUAUUCCGACUUUCUACUAGAAUGCAAAUUACUUAAAAGAAAUAAUUUUAACUGUGUCAAAUAGAACAAAAUGUAGCUCAAUGGUUUACCUUGAAAUAUUUAAUAGUACCGUAGUUUUUAGAAUAAUAAUAAAUAUUUUUUUAAUAAAAAUUAAUGGGGGAUCUUCGAUUAAUAUUGGUUAGUUUGUGCUGUGUUUAAAAGGCAAUGUGUUAUAAAUCAUGGAAUUAAGACCUGGGGCCUUAGUCUGCUAAUACAAUUGUGUCAGAAUGGUCGAUCAUUGAGCAGUGCAAGAGGGACGGAGCUAUGUAGGUUGUAUAGCUCAAUGAUCGACCAUUCUGACACAAUUGUAAUAGCAGACUAAUGCCCCUGUAUUACUGUACAACUAGGAACGAUUAUUGUGUUGAAAUAUGUAAUACGACUUAUUUGUAAAACUACAGACAUUCUGUACCAUAUUUCUGUACCGUGAUCAUUAUUUUUGGCAAUUGAUUUAGUGCCUUUUUUCUAUUUCGUGUUUUAAAGUGCUAAAGGAUUUUAUUAUCCUAAGUUUUUUACCACGCGAGGAUGUUGCUUGAGAUGGAUCUGAUGGUUCAGUUAGAAUCUUGGAAGGCUGUAAGAGUAAAAAGUAAUAUUAUAACAAGAUAAUAUUUGUGUUCAUUUGCUAUGAUAGUGGGAUUAUAUGGGAAAGAUGCGAAGUUAUUUUCUUAUAAGCAGGUUCUAUCUAGUGUCAUGCUAAUGAAGUUAUAGAAUUGGGUAGUUUCCUCAAUGAAAAAUAUAUUAUUUCCACUUUUCAAUACAAUAAAACAUUUAAAAAAGUCACACUUUCAUUCAUAAAUGGGAUGAUCUAUUAAAAUUUCGAAUUUGACGAGUUAAUCUGAUGUCGUCAUAACGCACUGUUUCAUACAAAAAUCAUUGAAAACAAACGUUUUUGACGUUUCGAAAAAAGUAUUGAAUUUGACUAGUAGGAAAAGCCUAUUGCAUAACAAUAGCCUUAGUACGAGUUCGCUUUACGUUUCAAGUAAUCGAAACGAGAGCGCGUUUGGCGCUCUGAUUGGCCGGAUCGAACAAACCAAUCAAUCAAUCGUUUCAAUUACUGUAAACCUAAAGCAAACUCGUACUAAGGGUACAAUAUGUAUCUGCUAAUGUGAUACGUGAAGUGGAGUGAAAGCUUGCCUACAGACGUGCCUGUUAACGGAAAAUGAACCCUAUUACUAUACUCAAUUAGUGCAAAGAUAAUUUAACAUGUAAUUGUUAAAUUAAUGGUUCGGGUUCGUCAGCCCUGUGUAGUAUAAGUACGAGUACAUUGUAUAAAAUACAUAUUUAUAACGUUAAGUUAUACUAAACAAGGGUAUAUUAUAUUUUUUUAAAUAUUUAUUGUGAAUUUUAUUCUUAUGAUUACACUUGUUGAUCUGUUA